UCCCAGCAGCUGAAGCGUUCAGUGUGGCUGGUCCCAGCACCGCGCCGCUUGAACUCUGGCCUUCCCAUGAAUAUUGGGGUGCUCUUUGUGCCGCAGCAGGAGGCUUGGGUGGUGGAGAGGAUGGGCAAGUUCCAUCGAAUCCUCGAGCCUGGUUUGAACUUCCUCAUCCCUCUGCUGGACCGGAUUCGUUAUGUGCAGAGUCUUAAAGAAAUCGUCAUUAACGUCCCUGAGCAGUCAGCUGUCACACUGGAUAACGUCACCCUGCAGAUUGAUGGUGUGCUCUAUCUGCGGGUUUUGGACCCCUACAAGGCCAGCUAUGGGGUGGAAGAUCCUGAGUACGCAGUGACCCAGCUGGCCCAGACCACCAUGAGAUCAGAACUGGGCAAACUCUCUCUCGACAGAGUCUUCCGGGAGCGGGAGUCACUCAACGCCAACAUUGUGGAUGCCAUCAACCAGGCCUCAGACUGCUGGGGCAUCCGGUGCCUGCGCUACGAGAUCAAGGACAUCCACGUGCCCCCACGCGUGAAGGAAUCAAUGCAGAUGCAGGUGGAGGCAGAGCGACGGAAGCGAGCGAUGGUACUGGAGUCGGAGGGGACGCGGGAAUCGGCUAUCAACGUGGCUGAGGGGCAGAAGCAGGCUCAGAUCCUGGCAUCAGAAGCUGAGAAGGCUGAACAAAUCAAUAAAGCUGCUGGAGAAGCCAAUGCCAUGCUGGUGAAGGCCAGGGCCAAGGCAGAGGCUAUUCAGCUCCUAGCAGCUGCUCUGGCACAGCAGCCCGCCAGCGCCCCUGCCUCUCUCUCUGUGGCAGAGCAGUACGUGAGCGCCUUCUCCAAGCUCGCCAAAGACUCAAACACCCUUCUGCUGCCCGCCAACACCGGCGACGUCACCAACAUGGUGGCACAG
Molecule: messenger RNA, 900 nt
Organism: Antrostomus carolinensis (chuck-will's-widow)
Lineage: Eukaryota; Metazoa; Chordata; Aves; Caprimulgiformes; Caprimulgidae
Gene: STOML2
Product: stomatin like 2
Exons: 8
Biological process (GO): mitochondrion organization
Cellular component (GO): mitochondrion; membrane
Source: RefSeq, a predicted model, not a curated record